Molecule: messenger RNA, 2305 nt
Organism: Lipotes vexillifer (Yangtze River dolphin)
Lineage: Eukaryota; Metazoa; Chordata; Mammalia; Artiodactyla; Lipotidae
Gene: DENND1B
Product: DENN domain containing 1B
Exons: 22
Coding region: 581-2305 (574 amino acids)
Biological process (GO): endocytosis; endocytic recycling; T cell receptor signaling pathway
Cellular component (GO): nuclear speck; intracellular membrane-bounded organelle; cytosol
Molecular function (GO): guanyl-nucleotide exchange factor activity; phosphatidylinositol phosphate binding
Source: RefSeq, a predicted model, not a curated record
UCCAGAAAGAACCUUUGACUUGGUAUUGAGAGUGAAAUGUCAUGCCUCAGCAGAUGAAGAUCCGGAGGUAUUGUGGAAGUUCCCAGAGGACUUUGCAGACCAGGAAGUACUACAGACUGUGCCAAAGUUCUGUUUCCCCUUUGACGUUGAAAGAGUGUCUCAGAAUCAAGUCGGACAGCACUUUGCCUUUGUACUGACAGACAUUGAAAGUAAACAGAGAUUUGGAUUUUGCCGACUCACAUCAGGAGGGAAAAUCUGCUUAUGCAUCCUUAGUUACCUGCCAUGGUUUGAAGUAUAUUACAAGCUUCUAAAUACUCUGGCAGAUUACUUGGCUAAGGAACUGGAAGAUGAUUUGAAUGAAACUCUCAAAUCACUCUAUAACCAGCCAGUACCAAAGGCAAACACUCCUGUCAAUUUGAGUGUGAACCAAGAGAUAUUUAUUGCCAGUGAGCAAGUUCUGAAAGAUCAGCCCUCCCUAGCACGGCAUUCCUACUUCAUUGCCCCUGAUGUAACUGGACUCCCAACAAUACCGGAGAGUAGGAACCUCACGGAGUACUUUGUGGCUGUGGACGCGAACAACAUGCUGCAGCUCUACGCCAGCAUGCUGCACGAGAGGCGCAUCAUCAUCACCUCCGGCAAACUCAGCACCUUAACCGCCUGUCUCCAUGGAUCGGUCGCCCUGCUCUACCCGAUGUACUGGCAGCACAUCUACAUCCCAGCGCUCCCUCCUCAUCUGCUGGACUACUGCUGUGCCCCAAUGCCGUACCUGAUCGGAAUACACUCCAGCCUCAUAGAGAGAGUGAAAAAUAAAUCAUUGGAGGAUGUGGUUAUGUUAAAUGUUGACACAAACACUUUAGAAUCACCAUUUAAUGACUUGAGCAGCCUACCGAGUGACGUGGUCUCGGCCCUGAAAAAUAAACUGAAGAAGCAGUCUACAGCUACAGGGGACGGAGUGGCUAGGGCCUUCCUGAGGGCGCAGGCUGCUUUGUUUGGAUCCUACAGAGAUGCACUGAGAUACAAACCUGGUGAGCCCAUCACGUUCUGUGAGGAGAGUUUCGUCAAGCACCGCUCAAGUCUGAUGAAACAGUUCUUAGAAACCGCAGUUAACCUCCAGCUUUUUAAGCAGUUUAUCGAUGGUCGACUGGCAAAACUAAAUGCAGGAAAGGGUUUCUCUGAUGUAUUUGAAGAAGAGAUCACUUCAGGUGGCUUUUGUGGAGGGAACUCGAGGUCAUAUCAGCAGUGGGUGCAUACAGUCAAGAAAGGAGGUGCACUACUCAACACAGCAAUGACUAAAGCAACCCCCGCUGUGCGAACAGCAUAUAAAUUUGCAAAGAAUCAUGCAAAGCAGGGAAUAAAGGAAGUGAAGAGUAAGCUGAGACACAAGGAAAAUGAGGAUGAUUAUGGGACUUGUUCUGGUUCUGUACAAUAUACGCCCGUCUACACGCUACACAGUGAAAAGGGAAGAAACCUAGCAAGGCGUAAGCUUGCCCAGGUGAGGUUAAGGCCUCUUCAGAGCCUGGACGGUGUUCUGUGUGCUGACAAUGAUGAGGACGCAGAAAGAGCCAGCAAGUUGUCCUCUGAAGACGGAGAAGAAGCGUCUGCUUAUUUCUACGAAAGUGACGACUCUCUUGAAACCAGAGCACAGGCCCCUUCCUCGGGUGAGAUGGACCUGCUGGGCGAGAUCCUGGACACGCUGAGCACGCACAGCCAGGACCAGGGGAAGCUGGCGGCGGCCAGGAGCCUGGACUUCUUUAGGUCGAUGGACGACAUUGAUUACAAGCCCACGAAUAAAUCCAACACGCCCAGUGAGAACAACCUGGCCCUGCUUUGCGGUGGUCCUGGUGACCAGGCCGAGUGGCACCUGGGGCAGGAUGACAGUGCCCUCCACGGCAGGCAGCUCCCGCCCUCGCCCAGGAAGCGGGUGGCCUCCAGCGCAGGGACGGACUCUCUGUCCAUCCUCAAGGAGGAGAAAGGUGAGCGACCCCUCAGCGUUGGUGCCGCAAGCAGGCCCGCGGAGCUGGGAGGGCCGGCCCCCCUUCCAGGACUGGGUUUGCCGCUGGCUUUGCCCGGAGCUUCCCAAACAGAGGAGAAAGAAACACUAAGCCAGACUCCGGGUGGUCCGCUGGUACCCAGCCUUGGGCGCCGUCCGUCUUUUGUUCCUUGGGAGAAAGAAGGGAAAGGAGCCAAAGAGACUUCAGAAGGUUCUGGACUGCUUCAAGAGGUGGUGUCGUUAUGCCACGUAACAUCUGCCUUCCAGCAAGGCUUAAACAUCUCAGAAGGAAAAGCAAAUGGAAACCAAGCUUAA